UGCAGGUUACGUUAGGAAAUGUGCUUAGGCAUUUAUAUCCUAUCCACAGAAAUUAACUUGCUCACUGAAAAACGAACUUCCUUAUCUUUAAUUGGCUUAUACUGUACUAGGCCUAUUUCUUUAUCGUGGCUUGUUUAGUGUACAUGCAUAGGUACUGUAAGAUCUUUGCAAUUCCCCAGGUUGGUGCUAACGUUAGUUAAUUUCACAGUGCAAGCAGACUUCUCCCCCGUUUAUGUUUGUAUAUUUCCGUUUUGCUUCAAAUGCAAAAAUGUAUUGCAGCACCUAUCGGCGGCCUAUUCUUUCCAAGUAUGAACGACGUCAGUUGUCACUGUACCGAGAAAGCCACCGCCAGCGGAACUGAACACCAGCAACGUCAAAAGAACCCACAUCCAGUUGUCCUUCCGACAUACUCCUCCCGAACUCUUCAUCAUCCCUCGUUUCUGUCACUGUACAUGGCUGUGGGGCCUACGCAGUGGAACUUGCAAGUGCCGGGCUACAGGGGGAUUGCUUUGCCAGCCAUGAUUCCCUCUGAUUUUUUUUACACUGACCCCACUCUACCCCCAGGGAGUAGAGUAUCUAAUGGGGUGACUCAACUGGAGGCCUUUGAGUGUUGUCAGUUGAACACUCCUCCUCCAGUCAUGUCCAUUAUUGCAGAUUCGCCCUCUAGAUUAGACCCCUUCAGAGCCAGACCCUACCCCACCCGGGAUCUUGGCUCCCAGAUGUGGACAUGGAACAGCCUGUCAACUUUCACAUCCAGAACUGCACAGGGACAAAUUUUGGAGAUCAUCCAAAUAUCUGCAGAGGAAGAUGAAGCUAUUACCAGCCUUCUGAAGCUGCACUAUCAGAGCCAGCUAGAGACUGCCUCCAGUGACCCUUGGGGAAACAUGACCGCUCAAGAUCUUACAGUAGAUGAUCAUCAGUCCCUAUGACAGCCAGCUUCAACUCAGCCAUCUCUCUCUGAUCCAGGGCCUUCCUCAAACAGUGUAGAAGUUUUGAUGCCAUCACUCCAUCUCGGAGUGUCAGCCUAUGCAGGGGUCUGAUGUAGUGACAGAAACUUCCCGGGUCCUGUUCAGUGUGGAAAACUUUGUGACUGACCAUUUUGGUAAGGAGCCACUGAGUCUGAGCCAAGGAGCUGUAUGAAACCAAUAAACUGAGAAACUACGCUGCUGCGUACCUGCAGAAUAGGAAGUACUGACCAUGAAUGAUGGGAAACUUGAAUAAAGGCCUGUGAUGAAAAGAAUUUGAGUCUUCUGAGGAAGACCUGUAGUUAUUGUGAGAUGACAGACAGCAGAGUGUAGAAAUGUCCUGGGAGUGAGGAACUGCAGGGUUUAGACUGGGGAACAUUGGAGCUCACGGGGGUCCUUGAACUGUGUGCACGGAAUAGCAUGUUUUUGGCAGUGGGACAUGGGGAACAUUGAGGUUGGGGGAUUUGGUGUCUGUGGAAGGGGCUAAACCCCCUUGCUCAGGCACCAAAACAAGCACAAAUAGCACAUUCCAGCUGUGUAUUAUUUUCCAUUGUUUCUUGUGUAUAUUGUCACUUUUGGAAGCUGACUUCAUAGUUCUUAACUGCUUCCUUUCCUGUUGGUUUAAAAAUAUGUACCUAGCCACAUGAUUGACAUGAAUCAAUCUGUGCUUAAUGUUUGGGUUCAGUUUUCACUUUGUAAAAUAGAAAUAAUGUUCAUGGCACUGAUGCAAGAAUUCUGUUUUUGCUUGAAUUAAUAA
Anguilla anguilla (European eel) is the source of this 1722-nucleotide messenger RNA. RefSeq lists its product as uncharacterized. The coding region runs from base 261 to 929 and encodes 222 amino acids. Gene Ontology annotation, biological process: regulation of DNA-templated transcription. The transcript has 4 exons. Lineage: Eukaryota; Metazoa; Chordata; Actinopteri; Anguilliformes; Anguillidae. The record is from RefSeq and is a predicted model, not a curated record. Gene Ontology annotation, cellular component: cytoplasm; nucleus.